Rhopilema esculentum is the source of this 1266-nucleotide messenger RNA. Its product is annotated as malate dehydrogenase, mitochondrial. Gene Ontology annotation, biological process: tricarboxylic acid cycle; malate metabolic process. Gene Ontology annotation, cellular component: cytoplasm; mitochondrion. Gene Ontology annotation, molecular function: L-malate dehydrogenase (NAD+) activity. The record is from RefSeq and is a predicted model, not a curated record. Lineage: Eukaryota; Metazoa; Cnidaria; Scyphozoa; Rhizostomeae; Rhizostomatidae.
UGCAGGCUGAUCACGAGGCUGGGUAAAAAGUGGUCUUUCCUUCUUUCUCGAAGUUGGAGGUGGCCAGACGUAAUAACGCAAGAUUACAGUCAUGCAUUCAUUGAGAAGAAUUGUGCCUAAUGGGCAAAUAAUCUCAAAAGCAUUUUCAACAGCUAAUGCGAGUAACAAUAAAGUUGCUGUCCUUGGUGCUGCUGGAGGCAUUGGACAGCCACUUGCUCUUCUGCUAAAACAUUCACCACUCAUCAAUCACUUAGCUUUAUAUGAUAUUGUUAACACACCAGGUGUUGCAGCAGAUUUGAGCCAUAUCGAAACAGGUAGUAAAGUAUCUGCCCAUCAAGGACAAGAACAAUUAGAAGAUGCUGUAAGAGACUGUAAUCUUGUUUUGAUCCCAGCUGGAAUGCCAAGAAAACCGGGAAUGACAAGAGAUGACUUGUUCAAUACAAAUGCUUCAAUUGUGAAAAAUCUUGUUGAGGCAUGUGCCAAGGCUGCACCAAAAGCAAUUCUGGGAAUUAUCACAAAUCCUGUUAACUCUACUGUUCCCAUUGCAUCUGAAGUGUACAAAAAGCAUGGAGUGUAUGACCCUGCAAGAAUAUUUGGAGUUACAACUUUGGAUGUUGUUCGUUCUAACACUUUUAUUUCAGAGUUGAAGAAUCUAGAUGUCAGUAAAACAAACAUCCCAGUUGUUGGAGGACACUCUGGCAUCACUAUAUUGCCCUUGUUGUCACAGGUUACACCCAAAGUUCAGUUCUCAAAUGAAGAACUUGAAGCAUUGACAGAGAGAAUCCAGAACGCUGGUACCGAAGUUGUAAAUGCAAAAGCUGGAGCUGGAUCUGCAACUUUAUCAAUGGCUUUUGCUGGAGCGCGAUUUGCUUUUUCAGUCUUAGAUGCUUUGGCUGGCAAAAAGGGUGUUGUUGAGUGUGCUUACGUGAAGUCUGACGUCACUGCUGCUACUUAUUUUGCAACACCACUGCUUCUUGGGCCUAAUGGAUUGGAUAAGAACUUGGGCAUGGGUGACCUGUCAGAAUUUGAAAAGAAAAAACUGGAAGAGGCUCUUCCUGAGUUGCAGAAGAACAUCGCCAAAGGAGAAGAAUUUGUAAAAAACAAUCCAUGAACUCGACCUUUUGGUUAACUGUUUUAUUGUAAGUUAGCGCUGCGUACAUAGAGUGAUUUUUUCUCUAACAACUGACUGACCUGGCUGCCUGUACAUGAAAUUAAUUCAUAUUUCUUGCUUUUGCUUAUUUUGAAACAAUGCUUCGCUGGUUCAAA